Molecule: messenger RNA, 3235 nt
Organism: Diorhabda sublineata
Lineage: Eukaryota; Metazoa; Arthropoda; Insecta; Coleoptera; Chrysomelidae
Gene: Pgant35A
Product: polypeptide N-acetylgalactosaminyltransferase 35A
Exons: 7
Coding region: 179-1963 (594 amino acids)
Biological process (GO): regulation of Notch signaling pathway
Cellular component (GO): Golgi apparatus
Molecular function (GO): Notch binding
Source: RefSeq, a predicted model, not a curated record
AGCUGAUUGGUGAUCAACAUGAAGUCAUAGUUUUCAAAAAGAAUUUUUAUAAAAAUCAAUUAUCCUAGCUGAAUGCGUUGUUAAAAAAGGAAAAUAUUCUAUUAAAAAAGAAGAAAUAACCUUUAUACGAAUUGAUUUAUAUAUGUAAAGGAUAAAUAAAAUGUUUAAUUAGGAAAAAAUGGUUAGUCUUAAUAAAUCAUUUUUAUAUGGUAUAUGUUUUGCUUCGGCGACUUGGCUAAUAUCUCUCUAUUUAUAUUUUCAAUUAUCAAAAAACGAAAAUUUUUCUACAACUAUUAAAACUAGUAAUUUAAACAAUGUCGCGGUAGAAAAAAUUACUAGUAGCGCUAAUAUUCUUUUCAAAAAAAUAGAAUCUACCGAAAAUAAUGGUGAUACGAAUAAAGAUUUAUCGGAAAUAGGAAUAAUUACAAGUCCUAAAGAUCAAAUAAUUAAAGACGAAGGUUACAAAAUACACGCAUACAAUGUAUUAAUAAGUAAUAGACUCGGUUUAAAUAGAAGUAUACCUGAUACGAGAAAUUCUUUAUGCAAAACACAAUCAUUCCCCAACAAUUUACCUUCCGCUAGUAUUAUUAUUUGUUUUUAUAACGAACAUUACAGAACGUUAUUGAGAAGUGUUCAAUCAAUUCUUGAUAGAACACCCGAUAAUCUGUUGAAAGAAAUCAUUUUGAUAAACGACGAAAGCGACAUCGAAAAUUUAUAUUCCGAUCUCGUGACGUACUUUAAAAAACAAGAAUUUAAAAAAGUGAAAUUAUUCAAGACUGAUAGACGAGAAGGAUUAAUUCGAGCUAGGAUGUUUGGAUCAAGAAAAGCCGAAGGAGAGGUUCUCAUAUUUUUGGAUAGUCAUAUAGAAGUUAAUGUGGGUUGGAUAGAACCGCUUUUAUAUAGAAUCCACGAGAAACGAACAAACGUAGUAAUGCCCAUCAUCGAUAUUAUAAACGCUGAUACUUUUAAUUAUUCCGGUAGUCCGCUUGUUAGGGGCGGUUUUAAUUGGGGUUUACAUUUCAAAUGGGAGAAUUUACCGACUGGUACUUUGCAAAGUAAAGAAGAUUUUAUAAAACCGAUAAAAUCCCCAACAAUGGCGGGGGGUUUGUUCGCUAUAGAUAAAAAUUAUUUCUUAGACAUUGGGGAGUACGAUGCAGGCAUGGAUAUUUGGGGCGGUGAAAAUUUGGAAAUAUCAUUCAGAAUAUGGAUGUGUGGGGGUAGUUUGGAAUUGAUACCUUGCAGUAGAGUAGGUCAUAUUUUUAGACAUAGAAGACCUUACGGCUCCCCUGACGGACAAGAUACAAUGUUACGUAAUUCUUUACGAGUUGCCAACGUCUGGAUGGACUCUUACAAAGAUUUCUUCUUGAAACAACGUUCGGAUGCUAAAAACGUCAAUUACGGUGAUAUUUCAUCUAGAUUACAGCUCCGUAAAGAAUUAAAAUGUUUCGAUUUUGAUUGGUAUUUGAAAAAUGUGUACCCCGAACUUCCCUUACCUUCGGAAGACGGCGAGAGGUUGAAGAAAAAAUGGUCGGCUUUGGAAAAGGACGUUUACCAACCUUGGCACAUAAGAAAACGGAAUUAUAUUGACCAAUUCGAGAUUCGUUUACAUAAUACUAGUCUUUGUGUACAAAGCGGAAGGGAUUAUAAAACUAAAGGAAGUCAUUUGAUUUUGAGGAAAUGUUCUAAAACUAAAAGUCAAAUUUGGUACGAAACUGAUAAAAACGAAUUAGUUUUGGCGCAAUUACUUUGCCUCCAGUAUGGCAAAACAUCUCCGGUCUUAUAUAAGUGCCAUGAAAUGGGUGGCGAUCAAGAAUGGAAACAUAACGGAGGGAAAGAGACUCCGAUUUACAAUUUGGCAGCAGGUACGUGUUUAGCAGCUGAAGAGAAUAAAAUAAACGCGACUAUUACGAUGAAAAUUUGUUUCAACAAUAAUUUCGCAACAUGGGAUCUCGUAACUAUAUAAUUAGUAUUUCGUUAUUUGAUUAGCAGCUAAUUUUAUGUAUUUUUUAAUCUCGAUAUUAUAUAAGACUGAAAUUCAACAAAUUUUAUAACAAACAAAUUAUUUUGCAGUUAUAUUUAAUAUAAAUAAUAGUUCGAAAACUGUUUAAGGUAAUACAUAUCAAAAGUAGUUGGUAAAAAUAGGUUUCGGUUCAUUUUUAGUACUAAAGCUUUGUUACAUCAAACGAAUUCAAUUCCCUAAUAUUUUUUGAGCAUUCGAAUGAUUAGAAUUAAUUACAAUCAAAAUUUAACUAAUAUAAUUACCUACGAAGUGACUAUUCUCUCUUAAAUUUGUCUACAGUUUGUUUAUCGUUCUAUUUGUCUUAGUCAGUACCUUAAAAUUGUCUAAAUGUACCUCCUAAUUGAAAAAAACCAACCUGACAUGUUUUUAUUAGAAGAUAUGUUGAGUAGUUCAUUUGUACCGAACAAUAUAUUGACUUUUUCAAAUGAAUAUAUUCAAUUUAUAACAUUUCUAGAGUAUUUAAAUGAUUUGAAUCAAUUAAAUCACCUACAAAGUGACUACUCUCUUUUCAAGUUAUGUAAAGUUUGUUAAUUUAACUCUUUGUCGUUGUCAGUACCUCCAAAUUGUCUAAUUAUACUUUCUAAUUGGAAAAAACCAACCUGGCUUGUUUAUAUUACAAGAUAUGUUGAGUAGUUCAUUUGUACCGAACAAUAUAUUGAGUUAUUUGUUCAAUUUUUAGUACCUGAAAUGUAUUUUGAAGCUUUUUCAAAUCGAUAUAUUCAAUUGAUAUUAUUUUUUCAAUAUUCAAUCAAUUUGAAUCAAUUAUAUCAACUAAAAAGUGACUUUUCCCAUUAAAAGUAGUCUUCGAUACUUUCUAAUCAAGAAAAACAAAAAUUGACGUAUCUGUAGGAAAAUUUAUGUUGAGUAGUUCAUUUGUACCAACCAAUAAGUGGUUAAUUUAUCACUUCUACUCGUAUUAUGUUUUUAAAUUCAUUUUUGUCUUGAUUUUAGGUCUCGUUUUAUUGAAAUUUUAUGUUUUAUAACUGAAAUUCCGAUAAAAGGAGACCUAAAAUCGAAAAAAAUCAUCAAGAAAAACACACAAAAAGAUCUAAGAAGUGAAAAUUUGGUAAUAUUGAACUAUGGUAGAAAUUGAAAUAUGAUUUAAUCUCGUAAAAAAAGAGCUCAACUGUAUUUUUAAAACGAAUCUCUAUUAAUCAAUUUAUGUAAAAUUUUUAAAAAAACUUUCUAUUUUAUAAAUAAAUUGAUAAUUACUCA